CCCAAGCCUCCUACGUCAAAUGUUUUCCUGAUGUUUGGUGCUAAGAAGGAGAAAAAGGAGGACAAAGAGGACAAGGAAGAGGGCAAAGAGAACGACGAAACCGAGAAGAAGGACAACGCGGAAGGUGACGCCGAGGAGGAAGUGGAUGUCCACUUCGAGCCUUUGGUUCACUUGGAGAAAGUUGACGUGAAAACCAACGAAGAAGAUGAAGAAGUCAUGUUCAAAGUACGUGCCAAAUUGUUCAGAUUCCACGCUGACACCAAGGAAUGGAAGGAGAGAGGUACUGGUGACGUGAAGUUUUUGAAGCACAAGGAGACCAAGAAAACUCGUGUUUUGAUGAGAAGAGACAAGACGUUGAAGAUCUGCGCCAACCACUUGGUGCAGGGCGAUUACGAAUUGAAGCCAAACAUUGGCUCUGACAGAUCCUGGGUAUACACUGUGACCGCCGACAUCUCUGAGGGUGAGCCAGAGGCCCAGACCUUGGCCAUCAGGUUCGGUAACAAGGAAAAUGCCGAUAAGUUCAAGGAACAUUUCGACGAGGCCAAG
Messenger RNA from Metschnikowia bicuspidata var. bicuspidata NRRL YB-4993, 546 nucleotides. RefSeq names its product Ran GTPase-binding protein (gene YRB1). Gene Ontology annotation, cellular component: nuclear pore; cytoplasm. Gene Ontology annotation, biological process: protein import into nucleus. The record is from RefSeq and is a predicted model, not a curated record. NCBI's taxonomy places the organism in Eukaryota, Fungi, Ascomycota, Pichiomycetes, Serinales, Metschnikowiaceae. Gene Ontology annotation, molecular function: GTPase activator activity. The annotation marks the transcript as partial. The transcript has a single exon.